CAACAACAACAACAACAAUGGCUGAGGGUGAAGUCGGUAUUUUGCGAAGAGUUCGGGCAGGGUCGAGGGCUGAGGACUUUUUCUCAUGGGAAGAACAAGCGUUCGAUGAGAUGGACAGUACUUUAGCUGUCCAACAGUUCAUUCAGCAGACCAUCAGGAAGGAUAUCAGUAACAUCGAUGGCAUCCUCCACCCUCCAGAGGGCCAAGACGAAGGCGUAUGGAAGUAUGAACAUCUCAGACAAUUCUGUCUGGAGCUUAAUGGCCUAGCUGUCAAGUUACAGCAUGAAUGUAACCCUGAUACCUGUUCACAGAUGACUGCUACAGAGCAGUGGAUCUUCCUAUGUGCUGCUCACAAGACACCCAAAGAGUGUCCAGCAAUAGACUACACAAGACACACCCUAGAUGGCGCUGCAUGUCUCCUCAAUAGCAACAAGUACUUCCCGAGCCGCGUGAGCAUUAAGGAGUCGUCUGUAGCCAAGCUGGGUUCUGUAUGCCGUCGUAUCUAUAGGAUAUUCUCACAUGCCUACUUCCACCAUCGCACAUUGUUUGAUGACUAUGAGAAUGAGACAUUUCUAUGCCGACGAUUCACAACGUUUGUGACGAAAUACAACCUGAUGCCGAAGGACAAUCUCAUUGUACCAAUAUUAGAAGACUCCCAGGGAAGCACAGAAAGUGAAGCGUAGUACACACAAAUCAUAUUAUUCAGUGGCAGAAACUUGCAUAAUCAUCUGUUAUGGGGGAGGGGGGGGGGGGGGGGUCUAUUCGUCAUUCCCCACUAACUUGUGUUUACAAAUACUUGAAACAUAAUACACAAAAACAAUUUCAUUCAUAAUGUGUAAUUAUCUUUUCAGAGGGGGGGGGGGGGGG
Molecule: messenger RNA, 867 nt
Organism: Strongylocentrotus purpuratus (purple sea urchin)
Lineage: Eukaryota; Metazoa; Echinodermata; Echinoidea; Camarodonta; Strongylocentrotidae
Gene: mob4
Product: MOB-like protein phocein
Exons: 7
Coding region: 18-683 (221 amino acids)
Cellular component (GO): cytoplasm
Source: RefSeq, a predicted model, not a curated record